AUGUCUUCUCUGACCUCUGAAUCUAAUGAUGCUGUCGCGAGCGGCUCUGGUACCGAAGAGCCGUGGAACCACUGGCCAAACGAUAUAGGGUUCGAUCCAGAAUACGAAGAACGCACCCCGGUUGAGCUUGCUGUACGCGGUGAGAUUCCGGCAUAUGCUGCUGGCACGCUUUAUCGUACAGGACCAGGCAAAAGCCAGGUCGAAACCCAAGAAGGUCGACUCUUCCAGUUGUCGCACUGGUUCGAUGGAUUUAGCCAAACACACCGUUUCCAGAUUCUUUCAUCGGCAGACUCGACUCGCGUUAUCUACAAUUCCCGAUUUGGAACUGACGCCCUGAUUGAGCAUAAACGAGAUCCCUGCAAGUCGGUUUUCAACAAAGUUCAGACUGAAUACGUCCCGCCUCUUGCUCCUGACUCUGCGAAUAUUGGCGUUACUCUUUCAGUCAACAUGCCUGGUCUCGAUCAUGAUCCGAAUGAAUCAAAGGACCGCUGGGCCAAUGGCAUCCGGACCCUGUAUGCGAAGACGGACUAUAACGCAUUCCAGAAGCUUGACCCGGAGACCCUAGAGCCAAUUGGUCUUGCAAGCCAGCAAUCUUUGCAUCCAGAUCUGGCGGGUCCACUAGCAGCUUCGCAUGCCCGCUCCGAUCCUGUGACGGGCGAUAUGUACAACUUCAAUCUCACUCUCGGGGAAGAGUCGACAUAUCGUGUAUUUGGUGUCUCUGCUUCGACUGGAGAGACUACGAUCCUGGCCACGUUCACAGGCAUUCCUGCUUACCUGCACUCGCUGCUUAUAACUGAGAAUUACGUGCUCCUUUGCGUGUGGAACUCCCACGUCAACCCGUUGGAGCUAGUCAGUGGCUCCUUCAUGGACUCCAUCAUGCCUACGGACCCAUCCAAGCCGGCGACAUGGUAUGUGAUCGAUCGCAGAACUGAAAAGGGACUCGUUGCCACCUACGAGAGUCCUGCCUUCUUCUGCUUCCAUACCAUCAACGCAUGGGAGGAACCGUCAAAGGAAGAUCCAACCAAGACGGAUAUUGUCGCCGAUCUUGUGCGCAUGGACAACACCGAAUUCCUCAAGUUUCUCUACUACGAGAACCUCAAGUCGUCGCUCCCUAGUGCUAAACAGUUUGCCGCAGGCAGAGGCGAAGGGUUGCGGUCAACCAUCACACGCUUCCGUCUGCCGGCUCUACCUUCUGUGCCUAGCUCGGAGACUCUACAUGCAAUGGUGGAAUGGUCUGCUUGCAAAGCAUGUUCUCCUGAGCUGCCUACAAUGAAUCCAGCCUUUGUGACGAAGAAGUAUCGAUAUGUAUACGCCACGACCUUCGGUGGCGAGGCCACCCUUACAGAUGGCAUUAUGAAAUUCGACUGCGAGACACAGGAGACGACCCGGUGGGUCCGCCAUGGCCACUCCCCUGGGGAGCCAAUCUUCGUUGCAAACCCGAAAGGAGAGAGUGAGGAUGACGGUGUCCUUCUUAGUGUUGUGCUUGAUGGCUUGCAGGGUUAUAGUUACUUGCUCUGUCUCGAUGCUCGUAAUCUGGUUGAGUUGGGCAGGGCUGAAGUCAAGGGAGUUGUUGGCUUUGGUUUCCAUGGACAGCAUGUUCCUCUCGUUGGCAUGCCCACGGGAGAUUGGUAG
Molecule: messenger RNA, 1632 nt
Organism: Penicillium maclennaniae
Lineage: Eukaryota; Fungi; Ascomycota; Eurotiomycetes; Eurotiales; Aspergillaceae
Product: carotenoid oxygenase family protein
Exons: 3
Coding region: 1-1632 (543 amino acids)
Biological process (GO): carotene catabolic process
Molecular function (GO): carotenoid dioxygenase activity
Source: RefSeq, a predicted model, not a curated record